Molecule: messenger RNA, 11497 nt
Organism: Gadus chalcogrammus (walleye pollock)
Lineage: Eukaryota; Metazoa; Chordata; Actinopteri; Gadiformes; Gadidae
Exons: 16
Coding region: 2168-11275 (3035 amino acids)
Biological process (GO): telomere maintenance; DNA repair
Molecular function (GO): DNA helicase activity; ATP hydrolysis activity
Source: RefSeq, a predicted model, not a curated record
AUGGGUUUCCUCCAGCGAUUUAUACAAUAUGAACACAUUAUAUAAAGCAAAACCCCUUUCAUUUUAAAAUAGUAUGUAAAUAAUAGGCCUCCAUCUUUGUUAUACUUUUAAAAUGUCCCUAUAUAGCCUAUUUUAUAGCUUUUACACUGAUAUCUUCAAACAGGAAUGCGAAAUGCAUCCUGGGAUAUUUGACGGUCCCAACGCAGGCACAGCAGUACAGAAAAGAACGCGAAUUGAGAAACAGGAAUGCGAAAUGCAUUCUGGGAUAUUUGAUGGUCCCAAGUCCACACAAUAUGCAGGCUCGGUUGCGAUGGGUUUCCUCCAGCGAUUUAUACAAUAUAAACACAUUAUAUAAAGCAAAAUUCCUCUUUCAUUUUACAGUAGUAUGUAAAUAAUGGGCCUCCAUCUUUGUUAUACUUUUAAAAUGUCCCUAUAUAGCCUAUUUUAUAGCAUUUACACUGAUAUUUUAAAACAGGUAUGCGAAAUGCAUCCUGGGAUAUUUCCCAACGCAGGCACACAAGUACAGAAAAGAACGCAAAUUGAGAAACAUUCCUUUUUGCAUGGGCAAUUUGUGUAAAUAUGAAACAAUCAGAUGUUUUUGAGUUUUUUUAUUAAAAACACACACACUAUUUACAAUAUCACACUAUAUAAAAAAAAAAAAUUCACACAAAUAAAAAAAAACACACUAUUUACAAUAUCACAAUAUAUUUAAAAAAAACACACUAUUUACAAUAUAAUUCAGGGGCCUAUCAUUCGGGAUCUGCAAAAUGUAAAGAAAAAAGUAUCAGUUUUCCGAGCACAUGGACAUAAAGCCUGCAUGUAUUUUUAUAACCACGACAGUCAUUUGAAAGAUGAAGGUGUACCUCCGUUCCCGUUCUCGUCAUCAAUCAUUGUCGAACACAAUGGCUGUGAGUGUGACGAAUCCGUAUCUGAUGGGAGGAAAGAUCGUUUCCAUUAUUUUUUACAUUUGGCUAAUAGGUGACAUGACAAAUCAAAUCUAUAUUUGAAGACAAUCUCUGAUGGGAGGAAUCAGUAUCCGAUGAAAAAUCAAAUCCAUAUUAACACCAUGCAUAGUCAUACCUUGGGAGGCGGUUCUGAGGUUCUGGUUGUCGUGUUCUAGAAAUGAAAGCAAAUGUUAAUAUUAAUUAGUAAUUUGGAUGGGUAUGCAUUUGUUUGCUUGUGUACGCUAGGUUAAUUUGUAGAGUAUAGUCUAAUAGGUAAAAACAUAAGACUUGAAAUCUCUAACCAAAUUAAAACACAUGUUGUUGGGUAAUUUGCAUUACCUUGGGAGGCGUUGAUAAGUUGAAGAUCUUCCAAGUCUAGAUAUGAAGGAAAGAAAUGUUAAUAUUCCAUUUGUAAUCGUCCUUUGGAUUGGUAUGCACGCUUUUUUUUUUACCGUUUUUUGUGGCGUCCAGAUUUGUCUCCGAGGUAGACAAGCUGGCCUCGGAUGCCGCCAGGUCCAGUUCUAAAUUGUGGAUAAUUUUGCCACGUCUAUCAACCUCCCUCCGAAGGAAUUCCAGUUGUUUUUUGUGUGCCUUCUCCCGCUCGGUGUAGUGGAUGGUCUUUGCGCACACCAGCGUACCGAAUCGGAACGCAUGGUCGACCUUCUGUUCCCUGGUGUAUAUUUUAUCUACACAGAUAUGCUAUUACAAAAAAAAAAACUAUGUUAGUAUUGAAUGGAAUUUUCUUCAUUUAGGUUUGCAAAGACGCAAAUGUUGAUAACUUACAUAGUUAUUCCUUGAUUCAGCCUUCAUGGCAAUUGUCUCGGGGUGGUUUGUUGAUGGAAAGUCUGCUGGGGACUUUCCGGCCAUUUCUUUUCUGUAGAAAAGAAACAUUACAAUUAGAUGUUAACGCUGGUAUACAUACAGCGUUACGCUGUAUGUAUAAUAUAUAAUGCGCGAAGAUAAAUACAAAUCUUUUCUGUACACAUCUACAUCAUCUGUAGAGGUGUGGGCGUGGCAUACUCCCAUGGUGCUUCGCGAGUUGAAUGACUAUCGUCAGCGACGCACGGCUCGUCUCACUCUGAUCGGAUUUUCUCUGCUUGAGACAUCUUUAUUCAGAUAGACCCUUUUGCUCUCCUUUCCACGGAUUAAUAUUGUGAGCGGAUUCUUUCGAGUACGUUCUGUCUUUCAACUUUGCGGUUCAACCAAAGAAGUUCGUUGUCACGAUGCCUCGUGCUUCGCGCGCUUCGGCUGCAGCCAAGGGGAAGUGGACGAGGAUUCUUCCCAUGGCGACGACUCUGGCCAGAGGCUUCGAGCCUGUGCGUGGCACUGGAGCACGUCACCGUGUCGAGCCGUGGCCUGUCUCUGCCCACACUGGGAAGUUCAACCGAUUGGAUCUCCCCCCUGAGUCUCCAGAUAAGCAGUUUGUGCUGUUUGUGGGCGACUCGCAUCUGCGUGCGUUGGUUGACCGUUACGUGAGGAUGCCAGACGGUUGCCUUUCGUUUGGGUUCCUGUCUACGCCUGGGGCGUCUGCCGCUGAGCUCCGCACCGAGUUGCUGAACGCAGACAUCCCCAGAACCCCCGACAUCGUUUGCUUGCUGGCUCCGAGCAACAACCUCAAGGCGACGCCUGGCAUCGAAGCGGCUGGAGUUGCCUUCGAAGGACUUCUGAGAGCUGCCCGCAGUCGAUGGCCUAAGGUGUUUGUGCUCGAUUUCCCUCCCCGGCUGGCGAGUGAAUUGGCACCGCAACAAUUCCUUCGAGAGGAGUUUCGUCGCGUUGCAGCAAAGAACGAUGUAAAGUACUGCGUCACAGCUGACCGCUUUCCGCUGGACUCGCGUGCCUUGUGGAGUCGUGAUGGGAUCCACCUGAGUGACGAUCUGGGGAUGCCGCUUCUCGCGAAGCUUCUGUGGCACUUCUCCUUUCUGCAGCUACAGUCACCUCUGCCUGCUACACCUCCGCCUGUGUCUCCUCCCAAGUCACCCCUGACUGUGAGACCCUUUGCUACCACCGUGGUUGUGAAGGGAGAGGUUUCCCGUCCACGUCCCCUUGACCCCUUCAAGGAAACUGUCGUCGGACGUCGCGGAAAGCGCAGCCAACCUGAGUCCUGGGAUGCGCCUGAGGACUGGGAUCAGUCUUCCGUGCGGAUCCUUCCUCAUGAGGUUUGUACAUUGGUUUGUGUGCCUCCUCUGGUCCUGAGGGAGUGCUUUGUCGUGCUAAACCCUAUCCGGUUUAGCACUGACAAGUUGGCUGCAAUGGAUCGCAUUGUUCCAUCCAACCUUGAUGUCCCCAUGGGGAAUCGCUCAAGGAAACGGAAGGUGGCACAUGGAACCACGGCUGUGGUCUCCAAAGGAAAGAAGGCCCGCCUUGAGGCACUUCCAACUCCAGCAAGGAUUGCCAAACCUUCGAAGCUGGUACCUCCCCCUCGACCUGUUCCAGAAGCUGCUGUGCCAGCCACUCUGGAGGGCAGCGUCUUUGUGCCUUCGAGCAAGUUUGCUCAACCGGAGGGGGAUGACCAGACUCUGUGUGUUGAUGAGUGGCCGUUUCUUCAAACAGAGUUUUGUGAGAAGGUGAACCAGCCAACUCCUCGGGUUGUCUCUGGACAGAGAAAACAAGAGGAGCUAACACCUUGGGUGCCAAAAGUUGUGAUGGCCCAGGCUGAUAAACCAACAGCCAAUGAGACCAGCUUCUUGGGAUGUUCAACCAAGAUGACACACAUUGAGGACCAUGAGCCGUUUGAACCAGCACCUGAGGUCACUGCGAGCAGUCAGCAGCAGAGCCCGCCUGAGGACAAUGGCCAGCUUGAAGAUCGUCAUGUAACACUUGGCAAUCAGAAGGCACCCUGUGAUUUUGCACCUGCCAGAGCUGCUACAUCGAGUCAUGUGACUUAUGACAACCCUGGGUGUCUUCAAGGAUCGUUUGACCAGAGCAGCCACAUAUUCGGGGAAAAUGCAGGUAAGCAGUGUGCUACAAAUGGCAUAGCGGCGAUUAUGACCCACACCACCCAUAGCGUUCUCAAAUGGAAAAAAAAGAACAUUCAUCAUAUUCUAAAACAAGGUAAUGGCUUGUACACAUCUAUGCUAGAAAAUAAGGAAAUCAGUGCAGCCAAAACCAGUGGGCAUAUUUUCAUUUCCGAGUUACCCAGACACUGCAAAUUAAACAAUAAAUUAUUUAGUUUGGAAUAUUUUGAUACACUCACUGGAAGUCUUGAUCAAAAGGAUGAUUAUGACGCUUCUUUGCAAAACAUAGCCAUGCCUUUAGAAGAGGCUAUUCAGAAGACACUGCUGCAGACAGACACAUGCUUGCUCAACAUCCAAGGAAGUGUCUGUGCCGUUUUCAAGGUCGAAACUGCUUUUGCAGUUUUCGAUCCUCAUUCUCGUAGUACUUGGGGUUCGGUUGCACCGGAUGGAACCAGCAUAGUAGCGCACUAUGCUACUGUGUAUGAGUUAUAUGACCAUAUUGAGAACCUUGUCAAUUCCUUAUAUCAAAAUCAUCCACAUGCUUUUGAUAUCCCAAACAAGGUGUUUGAAGUCACUGGUGUGAAAGCUGUUGAGGUAAACUCACCAUUUACUGCUUUAACUGCACAGCCUGAAGCCAGCACUUCGGCACAUGACGGUACUUUGGACACUGACAGUGACUCUGAUCUCUGUGACCUUUCGGUAACAGAUAGAAAUUUCCUUGCAUACGCGUCUUUUUCCCUUGAAACUUGUGUCACUUCUACAUGUGACACAACUGUAAACAUUGACAGUGAUCCUCCAAUUCACACAGAGGGUGCAUCAGAUGUCUGUUUCAUUUCUGUAACAGAUAGCCCCAAUAUAAUAUUUACUGGAUUGACAUCAAGGGAAAAAAACUGGAUCUGCAACAAACUGAAUGUCGUACCAAGUUUAGAUCCAAAUAUUGUUGUACAAACCUUCGAUAUGGCACAGCCUGAGCCAUGCCAAACAACAUCCAUUGAAGGUGACGGUAAUUGUUUCUUUCGUUCUCUUUCGUCUGUAUUGAGUGGUUGCGAGUCACAUCACAAGGCCUUUCGAAAGGCUGUAGUGAAUCACAUCUCAAAUAAUCCACUUAAUUACAUUACUUGUCUAAGACGGCAAUUUGAUUCUGUGGAGCAAUAUCUCCGGGACUCAAAAAUGAAAUAUGUUGGAUCUUGGGCAACAGAGUUGGAAAUACAAGCUUCUGCAGAUUUGCUCUGUGUUGAUAUUUACACAUACAGUCAACAGAAAUGGAUUACGUUUACGGCGAACAUUGAGCCAAUUUCAAGAAAAGCUAUAUAUCUGAAUCAUUGCAACGAAUGCCAUUAUGAACCAAUUGCAUGUGUUAAAGGAAAAACCUCUCAUACAUGCUUUAGUUUAACUAGCUUCUGUGAAAUGUCGCACAAAAUGUCCAAUGCAGACCUUGUUUCACCACGUAAAAAAUGUAGUGAUAAAUUAAAAGAUCUAAGGAAAAAGAAAACAUAUGCUGAAGACACAGAAUAUAGGCGAGUUAAAAAGCUAAAAACACAAGAAAGAUAUUAUUGUGAUGAACAGUAUCAAGCAAAUCGGAAAACUAGCAGUAUCGAAAAAUAUACUAAUAAUGAACCGUUCAAACAACAACUCAUAAACAGCGGUAUCGAAAAAUAUGCUAAUAAUGAAACGUACAAAGAAGAAGUAAAAAAACGCAGUAUUGAAAAAUAUGCUAAUAAUGAACCAUUCAAACAACAAGUAAUAAACCGCAGUUUUGAAAAAUAUGCUAAUAAUGAACCAUUCAAACAACAAGUAAAAAACCGCAGUAUUGAAAAAUAUGCUAAUAAUGAACCAUUCAAACAACAAGUUAAAAACCGCAGUAUUGAAAAAUAUGCUAAUAAUGAACCGUUUAAAGAACAAGUCAUAAACAGCGGUAUAGAAAAAUAUGCUAAUAAUGAGCAGUACAAAGAACAAGUAAAAAACCGCAGUAUUGAAAAAUAUACUAAUAAUCCUGCCCAUCGUGACCAGGUGAUACAAAGAAUUGUAAUCAAAUACAGAGAAGAUCCGGCUUAUAAGCCCUCUGUAAUUGAAAGAAACUGUCAAAAGAGACUUAAUCUAACCCUCUUAAAACAUAAUAUCGACUUUGUAAUUGAACUCUUCCAAGAAGAGGUCAAACAUGGACCAGAACAUGUUUGUUGUGUAUGUCACAGAUUAUUGUUCCGAAAGCAAGUUAGAUUAUGUGACGUGUCUUCAUUUGAAUCCAAGACUUCAACAGUGUCAGCAAUUGCAAAACAAUGCAUUACCACAAAAUAUCUCCAUCAAUGUGAUAACGCAUGUUUAACGCCAUGCACACUAAAACAGACAGUUGCUGGGAAAUUGUGGAUAUGUUUCAGUUGCAACUCCAAGAUACUCAGUGGUAAGGUUCCCCAGGAGAGCGCUGUUAACAAUAUGGCAUUGGAUCCAAUUCCUGACGAAUUAGGCACACUGAACUCAUUAGAACAACACCUGUGCGCAUUGAAUAUUCCCUUUAUGCGACUUGUGGCAUUGCCACGAGGUUCUCAGAAUUCUGUCCAUGGGCCGGUGACUUGCGUUCCAUCAAACAGCGAUGUAGUCACUUCGGUUCUCCCUAGGCUAGAAAAUCAAGAUUUAAUGAUCCGAAUAAAACUGAAAAGAAAACUUACUUAUAAGGGGCAUUAUCAGUAUCAAUAUGUGCACACUCAAAAAAUCCAAAAUGCGAUAGCCUGUUUAAAGGACAUGAAUAAAUGGUAUAAGGACAUAGACUUUAACGCAGAAUGGGAAAAUCCCUUGCCAGAAGAUGCAUGUUCUGUUUUGAAAGAAUGCAACCCAGUUAAUGACACUCCAUCUGCACCUGAAAGCAGUGACAUUACAACUCAAUCAGACCAGGUGUCGGAUGAUGAAGAAGCUGACCACAUCUAUGAAACUCAAACACACGGGUUACUUUUGGACACAUGUUUGCAACCAAUUGAUAUCGCACAGGAAAUAUUUGAUCAGCAUUUCGAAAGUGUUUUAUCAAUAGCUCCAGCUGAGGGCAACAGUCCUGUUAGGCUGCUGACAGAUAAGGGCAAUGAAGCAAAAUGUUUUCCAACUCUUUUCCCCAAAGGGACAGGUACAUUCCAUGAUGCACGGCCCCACAGGCUCACUCUCAGUAGAUACAUCAACACACGAAUCCUAAAUGCUGAUGGGAGGUUUAGCAGCAACUUGGACUACAUUUUCUAUGCUCAAUAUUUAUCCGAGGUCAAUCAGGUUGUUUCCAAGGUUUCCAUAGCGUUGAGAAAAGGUUACCAUGCAGGGGAAUCAUUGGCUAUAACUUCCGCCAUGCUUUCAAACAAAGACUAUGUACAAAAUGUCUUAAAAACCGAUCUCGGUUACAAGUUCCUUCAACCGAUCCGAGGGACUCCAGUUUUUUGGCAAGGUGUACAGAAAAAUCUAUUUGCUAUGGUUCGUCAGCUUGGUGUCCCUACUUGGUUCUGUUCAUUUUCAUGUGCUGAUUUACGCUGGACUGAACUCAUCGAUGUUUUCAUGAGACUACAGAAAAUACAGGGAAAUGUCAACGACCUGGACUGGUCACAGAGGUGCAAUUUACUCAAAACUAAUCCGGUUACCGCGGCAAGAAUGUUCCAACACAGGUUUCAGACUUUCCUAAAUGACGUCAUCAAGUCACCAGCUAACCCCAUUGGUAAAGUUAUCGACACAUUUUUUAGAGUUGAAUUCCAACAACGCGGCUCACCCCAUACUCAUUGUCUGUUCUGGGUAGAAAAUGCACCGAAAAUAGGCAAAAACACAGACCAAGAAGUCACACAAUUUAUUGAUAAAUACAUCAGUUGUGAACUCCCGCCAGCAACCGACGCAUUGCAUGAAGUUGUUUCCAGCGUUCAAAAACACAGCUCCAAGCACUCAAAGAGUUGUAGGAAAAAAGGCACAACAUGCAGAUUUAACUUUCCACGUCCUCCAAGCAACCACACCUUUCUUUGUAGAAGUAAAACAGACGAGGACCAGGAGGUAACAGACGCUGAUCCGAUAGACGUCUCUAUAUUAGAAAUGCGAAAAGAAAAAGAGGUGGCUAAAAGUGUCAUGACAAGGGUCAAACAUGCUCUUUCAAGUCCAGACCUAACCUUCGACACUGUGGAUCAGCUAUUUGCUUCCAUUAACAUCACCCAGGAAAUGUUUGAAAAUGCCUACCGAUUGACAACCAAUAAAAACGCGGUUGUACACAAACGCAACCCAUCAGAUGUUUACGUUAAUCAAUACAACAAAGACCUUUUGCGUUGCUGGGAUGCCAACAUGGACAUACAAUAUGUCUGCGAUGCUUUUGCUUGUGUAGUAUACAUAAUAUCCUACAUCUCAAAAGCAGAACAAGACAUGGGCUUAUUGUUACAACAUACUCAAAAUGAAAUGAAAAAACAUGGAAAUUUAGAUGCAAAACAAACACUCAAUAAGUUGGGAAGUGUCUUUCUCCACAAUCGCGAGGUCUCAGCUCAAGAAAGUGUUUAUCGAGUUACAAACAUGCAUCUCAACGAAUGCUCAAGACUGGUCACAUUUAUCCCUACUGGUGAAAAUACCGUCAGAAUGAGUUUUCCUCUCAGUGUCAUUCAAAGCAAAGCAGAACAGGAUGACACAUCAACAGACUCGAUAUGGAUGACGAGCAUAACGGACCGCUAUAAAAACCGCCCCCAGGGCGCAAUUUUUCAUGAUAUUUGUAUAGCCACAUUUGCUUCAAAAUACAGAGUUCUGUACGGGAAAGAGCAGCACAGCCAGGGCUCUGUUAAACUGGAAAAUAACACUGGCUUUGUUAAGAUGAGAACUAGGGGACCUGAUGCUGUUGCUAAAUACGCUCGUUUCUCACAAACCAAAUAUCCAGAAAAACACUACCACAGUUUGCUACAAUUGUUUUUGCCUCAUUAUUCAACAGAUGAGUUAAAACCUCCACCGUACAACAGUUAUGAGCAGUUUUACAGGACCGGUUCCAUCACUAACAGCAGCAAUACAACGCAAAGUGUUAAGGAAGUUGUAGAUUUCAAUAGAUCCCUGUUUGAAGUAGAUGCAGAUGAGCUCGACAGAUGCCAAGAGGUUGCAGGGCACCGCGGGGCUCACGACGAGGCAUGGGCAGACCUUUGCCCUGAAUCUGAGUUGGAGCGAUUAGAAUGUCAGGAGGAGAUGUCUAACAACAACGACACAAAUCACAAUGAAAGAGAAGCCAUACCGGACUUGCAGUCGGACGCAAAGGCAACGCUGUCUAAAGAAUUUCCCACACACUCGAUACAAAGAGCUGAAGGUCUGUCCAUUAUGCGCACGUUAAACGAACAACAGACUCAAAUUUUUUACAAAAUCCGCGCAUGGUGCCUUGACAAAAUCAAUGGCAAAAACCCAGACCCGUUUCGCGUAUUCAUUUCAGGGGGAGCAGGCACGGGAAAGUCGCACCUGAUUAAAGCUGUGUACUACGAGUCAUGCAGACUCUUUGCAAGAAUGUCCAUUAAUCCAGACGACACUCAUGUUUUGCUAGCUGCUCCUACAGGAGUAGCAGCAUAUAAUAUCAACGGAAGCACAAUACACAGCACCUUUGCUAUUACUACCACUGCCAAACUGCCAUAUCAACCUCUAGGAGAUGAAAGAAUCAAUUCGUUAAGAGCCACCAUGAAAGACUUACAAAUACUCAUUUUGGACGAGGUGAGUAUGGUUGAUCAUAAAAUCCUGACGUAUGUCCAUGGCAGACUACGACAAAUAAAGCAACAAGGAGAUUAUGCAUUGUUUGGGAAUGUAUCAAUCAUGGCAGUUGGUGACUUCUUCCAGCUCGGCCCUGUAAAGGGAACACCUCUUUACCACGAGCAAUUGGUGACCGAUCUGUGGAACAAUCAUUUCACUCACAUUGAGUUGACAAAGAUAAUGCGACAAAAAAACAAAGAGUUUGCUGAAACAUUAAAUCGUCUUAGAAAACACAGAAAAGGAGACAAUCUUUACCAGCGAGAUGAAGUCUUGCUAAGACAACGCGAGACCGGCGAGGGGGAACUGACACAGGACCUUCACAUUUUCGCCACAAACGAUGAAGUGGCAGCCCAUAACACCGCCAUGUUACACAAGACGUGUACGGAUUUGGUGCAAAUUAAAGCUCAAGAUUCUCAGAGAAACCCUACCACAGGACAAGUAACAAGAAAAAAUAAUCCAAAAUUUGAUAGUCAGACAUGUUUAAGCAGAACGUUAAUCGUUGGUCCAUCAGCUCGCGUAAUGCUCAUCAAAAAUAUAGAUCUGUCAGAUGGAUUGGUCAAUGGUGUAUUCGGUACCGUUUGCAAAAUCACCUUUGAAGGGAACGUUCAGUUUCCCAAAACCAUUUUGGUUAAGUUUGACAAUGACACAAUCGGCAGGAAACUGAGGAGUAGGUCUAUAUGCUUUGAGCCUCAAUUUCAACAAGCAACACCCAUAGAUGCUGUGGAAGACAAAGUAAUGACUGGUGGAUCUAGACGCCAAUACCCGUUACGCCUAGCAUGGGCCUGUACCAUACACAAAGUUCAAGGUUUAACUUUAGAAAGAGCUGUAGUGUCCCUUAAAAGGAUAUUUGCAGCUGGCCAAGCAUAUGUAGCAUUAAGCCGAGUAACGUGUGAGGAAAACCUUAUCAUUCAAGACUACGCAGCCAAAGCCUUCUAUUCGAAACCAGACAUCGACAUUUCCCUGCAAAAAAUGGAACCAUUCAUUGCAACUCCACCAGCAGAAAUAACUUCAACCCUCAAAAUAUGCCUCCACAACAUUCAAGGUCUAUGUCAACACAUGGAAGACCUUAAACAUGACCAGAGAAUCUUGAGUGCUGACAUCAUUUGCGUGACAGAAACAUGGCUGGAGCAAAGCACAUCAGUCAGUUCCAUUGAAAUGCCAGGUUGGACUUUUAAUCACAAACUCCGGUCCCAAUCCUACCAUAACAUGACCCAAUUCCAAGACUUGGUAAACAAACGGCACGGUGGUGUGGGCUACUAUCACAAAGACCACAUCACUUGUAACAUUAUACACAUGCCGUGCAGUGACUUGGAAGCCAUCAUGUUUAAUGUUCAGCCUUUGAAUUACAAUUUCAUUGUGCUGUACAAACCGCCAUCAUAUCAACUCGCCUUAUUCAAACAAAAUCUCGCUUUGGUAAUGCAACAAUUUAACCAACUUUCAGGAGGAAAGGUAAUUAUGGGUGACUUCAACGACAAUGCCCUUGUUUCUAAAUCUGCAGAAAAUUUCAUGCAACAACAAGGUUACACCCAAAUUGUCUCUUCGCCAACAACAGAAAACGACACAACAAUUGAUCACGUUUACAUUCGUGACAUUAGUCCCACUGAUAUCAAAGUGCAAAUUCUGUCCACCUACUACUCCGAUCAUGAGUGCCUCUGUUUAGAUUUCCUUCUGUAACUGGUUAGCUCGUUUAGCUCGCAGGUUUUAGCACUACCCAAUAUUUUAAAUGUUUUGUCUGUCUUUUCUAUUUAUUCAAAUAAAUAAUAAAUAUUAAAUAUUAUAUAUUUUUUAUUUUUUUACAUUUUCUAUUUUUUCCAAUAAAUCAUGAAUUUUCUCCCCAUAAUUUUUUUAUGGAUUUGCCCCUCUAAUGAAAGCCAUAGAUAUGGUUUUUUUUUUAGC